Messenger RNA from Rhizoctonia solani, 5283 nucleotides. RefSeq names its product enoyl-CoA hydratase/isomerase family protein. Lineage: Eukaryota; Fungi; Basidiomycota; Agaricomycetes; Cantharellales; Ceratobasidiaceae. Gene Ontology annotation, molecular function: enoyl-CoA hydratase activity. Gene Ontology annotation, cellular component: mitochondrion. Gene Ontology annotation, biological process: fatty acid beta-oxidation. The coding region runs from base 1 to 5283 and encodes 1760 amino acids. The transcript has 10 exons. The record is from RefSeq and is a predicted model, not a curated record.
AUGCUUGCCACUCUUCGACAUAUAGAAAGCCAAGAAGAAGACGAGAAAGAGUAUGCGCAGCAAUACAGGGCGGAACCAGAAGAUGAACGAUCUGAACCAGAAGACGAAUUCGACUUUGAUGAGUUUCCUGAGCUGAAAAGGCCCCCUAGGGAAUUGCCAGAGGUACCGAAAAGGACACACGGUCCCCCGUGCAAGGCCUAUGAGUUCCUCGAGAGCCUUCGAGCUGGCGAGGACGUAGAUAUACUAACGUGGCAAGCCGAGCAUUUAGCACUCGCCAAAGAGGAUCCGUAUCAGCAUAAAGAAUGUCCUCGGCUACUUUGGAAAAUGGUCGACAUUAUCGAAAGUGAAGAAACACCGUCCGAGCUUGGUACCGUCGCGGCGACACUCCUCAUGUACGACGUAUACCAAAUCUCGCAGUCUGAUUCGUACAUCCAUCGAAGGGCCCGGUGUAAACUUGCCACGUUACUCGAUCCGAAAGAGGCUGUCUCUAUUUAUCGGGAUAUGCUCGACGACCCCAAGGAUGAGCUCGAUUCUAGGGAUCUAUGCGCCUUUGAGGAUGUCCUCGCCCAGUUGCCUCCGGAACUUGAUAUUUUGAAGGAGCGGGUCGCACUUCUUAGACAGGACCUUGUCAUGAACCCCAAGUAUUCGGAAAAAAUAGCUCGACUGACUUUUGCAUUGUUGGAGCUUUACGAGCGGACCUCCGAUACUCUUGUUUUUGACGAAAUCCAUGCGCUUUAUCAAGAAAUGGUUGGUCGCCAGAAACUCGACUCGUGCCCUAUCAUGUGGCAAUUAACGGUGCACGGUGGCGCAAAUUGGACGCCCGAGGAAAUCACAUCUCUCAUGACCGAGCACACCGUCUUGACCAGCACUUCCCCCACUCCCCGGCUUGACCAUGUCCACUGCCCAGGCCAGCUGUUGUACGUGGUCCAAUGUAUGCGCAACGAUUCGCGAGGCAAGUUGGAGCUUCAGGCUGCGCUCGUUUGCGAGGCUUUAAGGCUCAUCGACCUUGGCAUCGGCAUAAGCGACCAGCUCCGUGUUCUCCACACCCUUUACGAGACAAUCGACAGUAUCGACCCUUCCUCCGAGCUCAACGGAUUCACCCGCACCGCAGUCUUGUCCCGUCUACGUUCGCUUUUUUCAGGCUGCGAGCACCGGAUUCCUGCCUUUUCUUGGCUCGCCACACGCAUUCACCCAGAUUCCCUCGAGUCUAAAUACGGGCUCGAGAGUGCGGACGUAUCGUUCGAGGUUAUGGGAAGCUUCUUGGCCGAGAAAGAACCCAUAUACAAGUGGGUCAAUCAACUCAUUAUGCGAUUGAACGACAACAUCAAGCCAAACACGUUCAUCCCCGAUUUUUCCGACGAGCUGGAAAGGAAUAUCCCUUCUAAAUUGCCGUCCGACUUUUUUGAGAUGCCGCGAUCCUUUUUUGAACGCUUUGGACGAGCACGGGCGGUCAGUAGCUUUUGCGUGUCUUCGUUGAGCCAAGUCACGCCCGACACCAUCGACUAUAAUAUUGAUAUCUACCGGCAAAUACUCCAAAACUGGGGGUGCCCAAGUCGCUCUGAUCAGCCCGGCCGUCUCGGAGCUGGCCAUCCUAUACGUAUAACGCAGCUCGUGCUCGGCAUCGCUCUCCAUCGCCGUUACGAAUAUUUUGAUAAUCUGAGCGACCUGGACGAGGCAAUUCAGGUGCUAAGGCUUGGUAUGGCCGGGUCUUCGCAAGAGGCGGAUGGUGUCUAUUUCAUGAAAAUGCGGGGCGCCGCGCACAUGUCACGUUAUCGUCGGCUAGGGGAACACACAGAUCUCAUGAGCUCCUACGAGUUGACCAAGCUUGUCUUUCAAAAACAUGAAAUGUUCACUACUCCAGGCGAUGAGCGCGAAUGGGCCAAGAUCAGCAGUCUGUUCAUGGGCGCCCAAACUGCCGAUUGUCUAUUUGAUGAUACCGGAGAGUCAAGAUAUUUGGAUCAAGCUGCAGCCAUGCUUCGUGAGGCUCUUCGAUUUGUAGGCUUGAAGAAUCCGUUGGCUACCGCUAUGGGUGGCUUAUUGGGGUCAGCGCUUUGCAAGAGGUUCAUGUACUCGCAAGUUCCUGAAGAUCUGGGGAUUGCCGAGACACUCACUGGUGGUGCAUCAAGAGUAGGUCAGAGCUCGUAUGUUAGGACAGGUAUCGGACUUCAGUUGUAUGUCGGGAGCCUCCCGAGCUGCGAUCAACUCUAUGGACGGACAAUGCUCAUCAAGUUCAAGCACAGUUCUCAGAUUGAAGAUCUAGAGCAGUCGAUAUUAAUGUUCAAGAAGGUACUCGAUAACACUUCCGCGCAAUCUAUACACUAUGCCGAUGCAAACUACUGGUACGGCCACGCACUGUCUAUUCGGAGCCAAGGCGACGAUUUGGCCACAGGAACUCAUCAUCUGAGGCAGGCAUUACUUGCCCAACCUUCCACUAGUCACCCACAGUCUCCUGUUUGGAUGACCGGUUUGUCCAAAGCAUUGGUGAUGGAAUUCCAGAAAACCGGGGAUCGUACGCUACUCGAAGAAGCUGCCAAAUUAUCCCAAACUGCGGUCUCAGUCGCUUCUAAAACGUCCACCAUCUUGGCGGAUGUAUACGCCCAACUCGGCGAGGUUAAACACCAGACUUUUCGAGUGACCAACAACUCUGAAGACUUGGACCAGUGUAUGCUAGCGUUCGAAAGCGCAGUCAACUCAAAAGGUUCACCUCAGCUCCAGUGUUUGUCUUAUACUCAGCGCUGGCAGAGCAUCGGAGCAGAAUACGACCAUCCUUCCCUUUCGCGAGUUUGGGAAACCAUCCUAAUGUAUCAAGAGAAGGCUGUAGGAGUAGGAAAAAGCAUCAAGAGGCGGCAUGAAUAUCUUGCCAACAAUCCUUCCCUCGCGUGCCGCGCCGCCGCCUAUGCCAUUCGUCAAGGCAAACUUGAGCUUGCAGUCGAGUAUCUAGAGCGCGGUCGAUCGAUCCUUUGGCGCCAGACACUCGAGCUUCGUUCGCCUCUUGACGAAUUAAGAAAAGUAGCGCCUUCAAUCGCCAAUCAACUAGCAGAGGUGAUCGAACAGCUAGACCAGAACGAACAACUGCAAUCACGCUCCGGGAAUCUAGCGGCUCAUGUUACACCUUGGACUAUUUCGAACCCCGAUCAAAUCGCACAAUCCCAUCGAAUGUUAUCACAAUAUUACGACUACUUGUUGGAGCAGAUCCGUAAAAUCGACGGUUUUAGUAACUUUAUGCGCUCAUUUGUUUACGCCGAUACCGUUGGGGUAGCUUCGGAAGGCCCUGUUGUUAUCCUUAACUUGUGCGAAGAUGGUUGCGAUGCUCUCGUCUUUCUACGUUCGGGAGUUCACCAUGUAGCCCUUCCCGACGCCGACUUUCAAAUACUAUCAGCUAAGAGGGCGGAGCUCGUGGUAGCCGCUGCUCGUGUAGUCGAGGACCAAGGUGUAACGAUGGAUGCGAUGCUCCGUCCGCUGCUCCGUUUACUAUGGUCAUCUCUUAUCGAGCCUGUCGUUUCUUUCAUCAAGUCAAGCGGCACAACCGAAAAGCGUGUGUUCUGGUGCGUGGCGGGACUGUCAGAUUUACCUAUCCAUGCGGCUGGACCAUAUAAACCUGGGCAACGAGACCUACCGGAAACGUUCAUCUCAUCUUACAUUCCGACCCUCUCCGCCUUGAUUCGCGCUCGAAAAGCCAGGGUCGUCUUUGAUUCGCCACAGCCACGGCUACUAACUGUCAUUCAAACGGAGACGGGCGAGAUGGACGAACUUAUAUCGGCAGAAGAGGAAGUCGAGACUCUGAGGGAAUUGGAUAUUAUCACCACCGAGCUGAGGGACAAUGAUAUUGAUCUCCAAAAUAAUUUGGGCAUGAUCGAGGAGGCUCGCCGCCUUCAUAAAAACGAGCGUGCAUACGACCCGGUCUACAUGGGCAUCCAAAACUCUAGGCAGAUUUAUCGGGACGUUCUUUUAUCUCAAAUCAAAGCUCACAACUGGGUUCAUUUCUGCUGUCACGGCACUACUGAUCCCAAACUGCCCCUACUGAGCGCAUUUCACUUUUCGAAGUUCAAGCUGACGAUAGAGCCGCUUAUGCGCGCUGAGCUUCCAUUGGCUGACUUUGCCUUUUUGAGUGCUUGUCACACGGCGGAAGGCUCCGAAGCACAGAACGAGAACAUGAGUUUGGCGGGCGCACUUCAGGUCGCUGGAUUUCGCUCGGUUGUAGCAACGAUGUAUGCAGUAGCUGACUCUGAUGGACCGACUGUCGCACGCGUAUUGUACGAACACAUGUUUCGAGAUCGUAGCCAACCCGCGAACUCGUCGGACGCUGCACUAGGUCUGAACAAAGCGGCUACUACCAGCUUAUGCACUCGGCUACUGUACUUUACCGACCCCGCACUAAGCCUGGCACUUCGAUCAACCAACUCGGCCUCUCCCUCCACCAUGACCAAGUCUCAGAAAGCACCCAAAUUUCUCACUACACCUCCGCCUUCUCAUGGACCACAUCUAGUGAUAUCUUAUCCAGCUAAGAAUGUUCUACAAUUGACGCUCAAUCGGCCUCGUUCUCUUAAUGCCAUGACAGAUGACUUGAGGGCUGAUAUAGCCAGAGUCAUGGACUGGUUCGAAAGGGAAAGUAGCUUGUGGGUGGUUAUCAUAACUGGAAACGGACGGGCCUUUUGUGCCGGACAGGACCUCAAAAACUGGAAGAAGAAGCAAGACACAGGCUCCCGCCGGGAAGCUGAGGAAAUGGCCGAGGAUACAAACGGAUUUGGCUCCCUCGCUCGCCGUCGUUGUAUCAAGCCAAUCAUUGCGGCCGUCAACGGGAUAGCAAUGGGAGGUGGAGUUGAGAUUAUCUUAAACUCUGAUUUGGUGGUUGCUAGUCGCGACGCAAAGCUUGGCUUGCCAGAGGUUAAGCGGGGCGUUGUCGCUGCCGCGGGAGGUAUUCCCAGAAUACAAAGGAUCGCCGGACACCAGUUUGCUGCCGAACUCUUGCUUACGGGGCGGACAAUUACAGCCGAAGAAGCUCACACAAAAUACCGCUUUGUCACGAGUGUCGUCCCACAAUCUCAAGUACUGAGUACGGCAAUCAAUCUUGCAAAAGAAAUUAUUUCGAAUUCUCCAGAUGCCGUGUGGAGCACCAAGAAAGCCCUGCUUGAUGGCCAACAGUACGCGAGCCUUGAGGAGGCUGUGAUCAAGCAUAACCUGAGUGAGGAGAGUAAGAGGGUCUAUCAAGGUGAUAAUAUCCGCGAGGGUUUGGCAGCAUUUAGUGAAAAACGUAAGCCAGUUUGGACAAAUCCUAAACUGUGA